This is a messenger RNA of Solea solea (common sole), 6713 nucleotides long. RefSeq names its product CD2-associated protein (gene cd2ap). The coding region runs from base 427 to 2412 and encodes 661 amino acids. The record is from RefSeq and is a predicted model, not a curated record. The transcript has 19 exons. NCBI's taxonomy places the organism in Eukaryota, Metazoa, Chordata, Actinopteri, Pleuronectiformes, Soleidae. Gene Ontology annotation, molecular function: protein binding.
ACCUGCAGCCCGAAGCAUCGCGACGUUUCUUGCUGUUUGAGUGUUUUGGUGGCAGGCAGUUACUGUUAAUUCAGCAGCGGGCAGCAGCAGCUACAGUCUCUGUGGAGCAGAGCUGAGCUGAGCACUAACCCGCGGAGCCAAGUCCAAGAAAGGUGGAGACUCCUGGUCAACUUCCUGCACAAUAAUCUUGAAGCACCACCAAGAGAGAAGUAGGGAGGCUGGCCCUGCUGCUGCUGCUUCUGCUGCUCCCGCUGCUGGGGCGAAGACGAAUGGAUAUACGGCUCAUUCGACUACUUUAAAGGCAGAACAUCGACACCUUGAGGGUGAUUUACUGUACUCGGCUACCUGGCUAGUCGCUAGCUAGCAUCGGUGCUGCUGGAUAACACACUCCCAGCAUUUGGUGGCGAGGCGUUGCGAAGGGCAGGAAUGGAGGUCAUAGUGGAGUACGAGUAUGAGGCGGUCCACGAGGAUGAGCUGACCCUGCGACUUGGCGACAUCAUCAAGAAUGUGAGGUACAUCGAGGAGGACGGCUGGAUGGAGGGCGACCUCAACGGGAAACGGGGACUCUUUCCUGACAACUUUGUGAAGGAGAUAAAAAAGGAAUCUAAAGAGGUCAAGGAAACAAAGACUGAGCCAAAAGAAGAGACCCACCAGGCUCAGAGGAGAGAGAAGAGCGCCGGGAAUGUUGCCAACCUGGUUCAGAGGAUGAGCACCAUCGGCAUCCCCACUGGUGGCUUCCAGCCUCAGCCACCAGCAGCUUCAAAGAAGCCCAAGAGGAGACAGUGCAAGGCGCUGUUUGAUUAUCAGACGCAGAAUGAAGACGAACUGGAGCUGAAAACCGGAGACAUCAUAGACAUCCUCGAGGAGGUUGAAGAGGGCUGGUGGAGUGGCAGCUUUAACGGCAAGUCAGGUCUCUUCCCCUCCAACUUUGUCAAAGAGCUGGACGCCAUGGGAGAGGACGGAGACACCGUGGACACCACACCGGACGAGACAGAUGGAAGUGCAGUGGAAAGCACUGGCGCCCCCACAUCACCUCAGGCCGCCUCAGGGAACGGAGUUAUUGCUCAGCCCAAGAAGAUCCGAGGUGUCGGCUUCGGAGACAUUUUCCGCGAAGGGUCAGUCAAGCUUAGGGCCCGCCUGCCCAGCCCCGACUCAGAGGAAAAGAAGGAUAAACCAGUCCCAUCAUUACCAUCUGCUGCAAAGCCCGCCCAUCCCACCAUGACAGACUUGCAGAGAGCAGACGGAGACAGCAAAAACAAAGCUAAAGAAUACUGCAAGGUCGUGUUUGGCUUCGAGGCCACAAACGAGGACGAGCUGAGUAUGAAAGAUGGCGACGUCAUCCAAGUACUGAGCAAGGACACAGGAGAACCUGGCUGGUGGCGAGGGGAGCUGAACGGUAAACAGGGCGUCUUUCCCGACAACUUUGUGACCAUCGUUUCUGAAGCAGAGAAAGAGUCUUCGACGUCGAGAGGGUCACUGAAGUUAUCACCCAAGCAGGAGCCGGAAGAGAAACCAAAGAAGCCUCCUCCGCCGUCAAAAAGCAUAGCUCCCAAACCUGAGGUUCCCAGUGCUGACAAGAAGCCUCAUCACAUCAGGGCAGAGGACAGAGUUGACAGACCGACACCAGAUCACAAACCGCUUAAGCCUGCAGGGCCCGUGGUCCCACCCAAGAAGCCAAUCCCCCCUCCAGGGAAAAUCCGACAGGGCAGUUUCCCGCCAAAGAGGCCCGACAAGCCUCUCACUCCCUCACCGAACCUCAAACACAAUGGAGAGCUGCCUUCCAUGCGACCAAAGUCCGACUUUGAGCCAUUAUUGCCCACCAAACCCAAAACGCUGUCUGGUGACUGGGGGGAGAAGUCCUCAGAUAUGGCCGAUCUGAUGAGUUUUGAUGACUUGUCAUCUACCUCAGAGAAGCUCUUGCACCCCACUGUGAACCGACCAAAGAUGCCCGGCAGGAGGCUGCCCGCCCAGUUCGGUGGAGGAAAUUCGCCAAACAAGGAAGUAAGUGUGGAGAAAUCCUUCAAGGUGGAUGAAGAGGAUGCAGCCAAACCAAAGCUGACAGACUCCAGAAAGACACAGCCUGCAACACACAGCAUAUCCCACUCGGUAUCUUUCCACAAGCCCACCACGGCCAGCACGGACGCUGAGCCGACCCCCACAGUGGCAGCAGUCCCGAGCUCCAACAGUGUCUCCCAGAACAGCCGGGGCCGACUGGAGCCGGAGGAGCCGAGUUCCAACCUGGAUGAGCUGAGGAGCCAGAUGAAGGAUCUGCUCAUGACCGUGGAGCUGCUCAAGGCCCAGCAAACGAAAGAAAUAUUGGAGCUACGACGAGAGCUGGACGAGGAGAGGAUAAAGCGAGUGACCCUGCAGAUGGAGAUAGAAAAACUCAAGCGGGCCGUCCACUUGACGUGAAGCUCCCGCUGCAGUCCACAGCAGAGCCUCGGGGGGGUCAGCCGCCCGGGCCUGUCGACCAACCAGAGAGCAGGAGGUGCGGCGACGGGCGGCGAAGGAUGGAGAGAGGGUGGGGAAACAAAUCAUCCACCUCGAGCACGUUCUUCUUUUUUCUUCUUUUUUUUUUCUUUUUUCCACUGAUCUACAAUAAUAAACUCUCCCCCAUAUUUGUAAGAUUUACAUUUUGCACAUAUAAUUUUUUUUUUUUUUUCAAGCUAGAUGUAAUUAAGUUACAGAUGUAUAUGUUUCUUUUCUUCUUUUUUUUUUUUUCUUUGCCAACACAAGAAACCUGAGGCCUUACUUCAAACUACUACUGUGCUGGACUUGUAACUCUUCCACUCACACUCUCUCCCUUUCACUCCAGCGUUCCUCCAGGAAGAGGUUCACUCUCAGUACUACUGACUUUGUGUAAAGCAGGGGGCGCUUUUUUGUUUUUUGAUUUUUCUUUCUUCGACUCAUCUUCUUUGUCCAGCCUUUUCUAUUUUGUUUUUUUUUGGUUUCACAAUGCAGUUGAUUUUAAAAGCAUAAAGGAAAGUGCUCAAUUUCAGUUAACAACCCUUGAUCUUCACGGUCAAAUCAUUUGUCUUUGUAACAUGGUGCCUGUCAGCCGCAGUAGUCCACUCCAUAGCUUCAGAGAAAGAGAGAGAGUCUUGCUUUUUGUGUAUUAUUUCUUAUUUCUUUGUCUUUUAUACGUUUUCUAGCAUUCCUAUCCAGGGUAACACUACUGUGCCUGUUUAAAAAAGAAAAUUCUAGUACGUGUUUGUAUUGGGAGCUUACAUUUACUACGAUGGUGUCUGGAAUAUCUUAAGCAUGAUAUUGUACAUCUCUAUUUUUUAAAUCUACUGACAUGCCUAAAGUCAUAUACUAUAUAGAGGGCCUUGUCUACGCUGCUCUCUUCUAUUUUUGGGAGGGUUGCGUCUGCUCCACCCACUGGGAAACUUUUUUUUCCACAACUUAAAACCAGAAAAAUCUGCAGCUGAUGCAGAUAAAGCUCAAAGGAAAAGAGUAUAGGAGGAUGGAAUUGUGUUCUUCCAUUAAUGUGGUUUGGCGAACGACAAACCCUCUGAGCCCCUCCGCGGUCCAUUCUACCUCUUAUUCUCCUGUCAAAUCAGCAAAAUCAGAGAGGAGUCUUGUCUUUCUGCCCUGUAAUGUCUUAUGCAUGAGUCUGCACAGUUCUCCUGUCUUCAUCGUACAUGCAGCCGUCUGUACGCAACUGGAACUGGAAGCGCACACUGAGAGUGUCGGAGAUAACAUGAAAUAAACGUAUAGUUUCCUAAUUCUAACAGUUAUGAAAUCCCCCAUUUGUAUAGCAUUGUUGGUAUGCAAGCAUAUGUAUGGAAUUAUAUAUAUUAACCUUCAACACACCGAUGCCUGUCAAAUUGUAUUUUAGCCACGUUGGCAUCACAGCUGUAGGUCAGUUCUUUGCUUUAGAACGUGCCGUUAAUACACGGACGCAUGACAAAUCAACAGAAACGGUGACACAAAGUGUCUUAAAGGUCCACUGUGUAACAUUUAGGAGAGUACCCAUAAGUAUGUAUGUAUGAGUGUGUAAUCGCUUUUAAUGAAAACAGUGUUUGGAUUUCCGAGCCCUAGAAUGAGCCUUUUAUACGUACUUAACGCAAGGGAAGGACCCUUCCUUUUCAGAGGCAGCCAUUUUGCACCACUGCCUUAACACAAACAUCAGCCCUUUAGUGUUUUGAAUCUGAAUUUUACGCCGCAAAAAAAAAGAAGGUCUUUCUUUCUGGUAUGUGAAGGCCACCGUAGUUCCCUGCCGCGCUUAGCACGAUGAGAUGUCACUAAUUCUUACACACUGGAUCUUUGAAGGGCUAGUUUGUGAUUUUAGUGGGGGGUUAUAUGAGGUACUUGUACAUCAUCAGUGUGUUACACACAGCUGACUGGACUCUGUAUUCCUGUGCCCAAACACGGCCAAAUGUUUUGCCUUAAACUCACCUUUGUGACGCCGUAAUGGUGAUAGAAAAAUGUCACAUCACAUUUAUAUUGGCCCUCCUGUAAGUCUUGCUUUCACCAUGUAUUUCAAUUUGCCAGUAACCUUGGCAGCAAUCGCCCAAUUUACGGCAAGUACUGCAUCAGAGAACCACAUUAUUUUCCACUUAGAAACGUCUUUCUACCACAGUGUCAUUACAGCAUGUCUUUAUACCAAAAGGCUCUGUUAUUACAGUUUGCAUCAAUGUGUCCACUGAGGAAAAGCUGUGGUUUUACUUAGUUUACAUUUAUGGUCCACGCCACCAAAUAUAGUUCAAAUUCCGAUUUACUAUGGGACACAAAUCUAGUGAUGGAGGCAUCAGCAACACCUUUGUGUGGCCGAGGCACCGACUUUGUCCAAGUAACUUACACAACCCCACUUGUGAAUUUUCACAAGUCACUGAGCAGCUUAGUGCAUCAUUGCCACGGCGCUAACAAGUCUCUGCACUCCAGAGGUGUGAACACUCUGCUCCGUUUGUUAGACAUUAGGCCACACCCAGCAGUGAUGUCACAGUGUAGUCACAACCUUACAUCAUUCCAUUAACAUGGUACUUUUAACGGUUUAAGAAAAGAGAAUUCAGUCGAAAGUGCCACAAUAUUUCACUCUAUUACUUGAAUAAAGCUCCAGUGUGUAAUGUUUAGAGUUUAUUGGCUAUAAUAGAUGAUUUGUCACUUUAAAGUGGUCUUUGUAGCCUUAAAAUAAAAAUCCCGAUAAGGUCCUUUUCUUCUUUUUUUUUGUUCUUAAAGUUUUCCGUAAACACAGGAUUGUUUCAAGAAAUGUCUUCGUACACCCAAAAAACCACCCAUGGUGACUGCAAACACUGUAAUGUAUAUGCCAGGCCUGUCAGUGGCGCUACAAUGGAGCCAUCAACAAUGCAUGGUGUGUUCCUAAAGCUAGUGGGGUUAAAUUUUAGGUCAGGGAGGUGGGUUAUGACAUCAUCGCUCCCCCAAAUUUGCGUAUUAGAUAGAUGCAAGUAAACACAAGGGAUUUGGACACGUUUCCCAAAACAUCCCAUAACAUCACUUCCAUGUGGGCAAAGUGUUACACACUGGACCAUUAACAUGACUUUGGACUAUGUUCCCGUUUCGAUCGAAAUACAGACUUCAGGUUCAAGACAUCAGCUCGUCAACGGAAAAAAAGUGUACCUCAUCCCACAUUCCAUUCUUUUCUUUUUUUUCUACAGUAUAUCGUCUCAUCUGAGGCGCGUUCAGGGUCGUCAUGUUUGGUCCACAGAGUUUAUGUCACAUGGGCCGUAGUGGACUCGCUGUCUCUGAAUUGGCCUUAACCGCAUGAUGGUGUAUUUUGCGUUCUCUCCUCGUCAGCACAAAAUUACUGUCCCACACUCUUAAUGACUCAAACAUCUGGAUUCUGAACCACUGCUGGAAUGACGUUGGGCAAUGUUACUGUGUUACUCUGACAUGUAGCCCUCUGCUGAAGAAUAGACUGUACAUGAAAAUGGACACAAACAAAGUACAAAACAUUUUGUAGCCUUGAGAUUUUAGACUUCGCCUGCCACAAGGCACUUAUUGGACGAUACCAGCCGUCGAUCACAGCGGUGUCCGCCCUCAUGUGUCUGAUUUCCUUUAAAUCGGAAGUUGACAUAACGAUUGAGACCCAUUAACCCAUCAGAAUUCAGACUUGCAACCAGUGGAGUCGCCCCCUUGUGGCUGGAGGACUUUGUCUUUAUAUGCAGUCAAUGAUGCUUUUGAGAAACGUGUACAGCACCGUCUUGAACUCCCGUGGUCCUCAGCGCGGAGGUUCCGGACAUGUCGUUGUUUUCCACUGUUUUUGCUAUGCAACACAAAUCCUGUUUCCUGUCGAGUCACACAUGUCUUAAAGGAGCAUCACUUUGAAUCCUCCUCAUGUCCAAACUCUGUGUGUGUUUGAUUCUCUUUGCUGGUGUCUGAUCACAAACAUAAAGUGAGUCCUGGACUCCAGUCUGUUUUUUUUGUUUUUGACUAAGUCGAUACUGUAUAUCUGACCUGACGACGCUCGCGCGCCCUGUGUAAAAAAUAAAUGUUCUAACUCUGGGUAAAUACAUAAUUACGUUGUGGUAUAGAUGAACUUUGGGACAAGGGGCCUUGUGUAUUAUCUGUAAUGCAGCUUCACUUCCACAUGAUAUUGUACAUUCCACAAUUUGACAGACAAAAAAAAACCUAAAUCUGUGCACAUUUAUAACAUAUUUUCCAAGUGAUUUUUGUUUACAUGAGCUGUAUCCUUGCAUGAGCUGAGAUUCUUUCCAAAAAAAAAGAAUAAAUAUCAUCUUUAUUUACUGUCA